AUGCCGCUGACCCAAGAGGACAGCUUGGUAUUUGCAGAUGAUACCAAGUGGUCUGACAGAAAAAAGUGGCCAGUUUCUCCAGACACAUUUGGGCUGUUCCAUUCACCAAGCUUACCAAAUGAGCCAACUCAGAUUGACCAGAGUACAAGCCCUGUCUUCCGCCAUGGCAGCUUUUCAUCCUCGAGUGACUCAUAUGACGUGUCUCCCAUAGCAAAGAGGCGCCUGUUAACUCCUUCGAAUGACAAACCCCAUGAGAAAUCACAAGCACAUGAGGUUUUACGAAGUAGGCUCACUUCUUCGACUGAAGACCCUUCUACCUUGGACAAAACGGAAGAUACGCAGUUAAUCGGACCAAAUGAAGAUACACAAUUGAUUAACUCAUCUAGAGCAACAGGAUCCUUAAUGCAUGGCCAUUCAAUCCAUAAGAGUAAGCAACCCCAAAUUGUUCAUGAAAAAGUACAGAAUGUUUCUGUCGAACCUCAAACACUUAAGACUUCUUUGAAUACUCCCACGAUUAUCGAACAUAGCAACAAAAUGAUUGCAACUAAUCUUCCAGGCGAUGUACAUGACAAAGAAUCAAGGCAUAGUGAGAAACAUUUACUCCAGAAAUAUAAACCAGAUCUACGACCUAACACAAGUACAGACAUUGCAGACACUCAACUCAUUUAUCCACACCACUUACUUGAAGGGGAUACUCAAGUCAUCAUCCCACUGAGGAAAGUUGUGGAGAACGACACCCAGAUCAUUUUCUCUCCUAAUAAAUCUAUUGCUGAGGAUACACAUGGUCUUGUCUCUCAAAGCAAAACUAUUCAUGAUGACACUCAAAUUAUUCCACAAUUAGGAAGGACCCCGGCUGACCAGGUUAUCUCCCCUGUGGACUAUUACUCUGAACUGCAACAGCCAUCAAGGACAAAGGAAAGCCAAGGUGCAAGUUUCCUUUUAAGGAAUGAUCUACAUAAUUCAACUCACCUAUCUUCUUUUCAAAAGGAACAAUUGAAGUCUUUUGAUGCUCUUAAUACCUCAAAAACUCGGGACAAUUCCAUGGAAAGGACCGAAGAUGGGCAAGUUUUAUUUAAUCCCAGUAGCGAUCAUGCGCUGCACACUAUUGAAUGGGGCAAUACCCACCCAAUCACACAGGUAUCUAACCUUCAACCAGAGGAGACUAAUGGGGUGGAUAUGAGGUCUUCCCCGACAAAGAAAAGUGAGCCUGAAGCCGACACCACUACUCUUGUGCUAUCCCAAGGAAGUGAAGGUCGCAUUAGGGAAGAACCAACGACUCAGGUUGUAAACACUCAGGAGGAAUUCAUCGAUCACACCAUUAAUACGAUAGAUAUUGGUUGCAAGUCUAUUUUCUCGAGCAGUCAGAAUGGUAGAGCUACCAAUGCUGAAGUGAGCAUCAUCAGCAAUGAUGAAUACGCUCAAACAGAUGUCGAUACUGUAUUACUUAUUGAGGAUAGUGUCGAUGCUCAUAAACGUAAAAGACAAAAGCUUAUUGAAGAAGCGGAAGGCAAUGCAACCAAGAGUUCACAGACGCUUGCUUUCGGUGACUCUGGCGGGAAUAAUGGGCUGUCUGGGCCUACUUCAUCUCUUAAGAAAGGGUCUCAUUCGGAGACCUAUGACUCUCAGCUUGCUCUGGCUUCCAUUUCUGCGACAUUGACUCGAAAAUUAGAUUGGAGUCAAUCAUCCUCUGAGUUAGAGGAUUUCAGUCAUGAUGUAAAAUUCGACGUGGAUAUGCUUGAAUCCGAAAACUAUGAGGCUCUACCCGAUUACGAGGAAUCUCAUGUUGAGAUACUGGUACCGAGAAGACGUCGUUCGAAUCAAAUUCUCGAAUCACAAUCACAAUCGCAAUCACAAUCACAAUCACAAUCACAAUCACAAUCACAAAAUAGAUCUGGAUUUGAAUCCCAAUAUGAUUCUCAAGAUGAAUUACAAUCGCAAUCCCGCUCGCCAUUGCAAUCGCAAUUUCAUUCAGGAUCUCAAAUUGAGCCAAAGGAGUUACGAGCAGAAUCACUGAACGUGCUUCUGGUCAAGCACAUCCACAAUCCCCAAUCUGUUUGGGCACUUUCACAAUUCAAGUUCUAUCCUGCUCGGGUCCUUAGUCUGACUGAUCUUGUCUCAAAAGUGGAAUUCUGUGACUUUGUUCAGACUGAAAUGAAAAAUGUGGAUUUGUACUUACUUGAUCUUCGUGUGGGUGACAUUGUUCUUUUGAAUCUGAGACUUGGUGAAUUCAUAGUCACGGGCUUGGUUCAUUCUUACGAACAAUUGAAUUUUAAGUGUGUUCGAGGGUAUGACACUGCCAUUGUCGUUAAAAAAGGAAGACAUGGCAACGCUCAGGGAAAGGAAUUUUCUGUGGGUAUAUCACAGUUGUUUAUGGAUAUGGGGAUGAGAGCUUCUCAUCAACUGCGCUAUAGGCUUAUGUGUGAAGAUAUAGAUCUCGUCCAGGAGUCUUAUAGCAUUGUGAAAGACGUGUUGAGUAAUCAAGAUGUCGGCAUAAGUGAUUUGUUAUCAGAUGAAAGAAUUGUCGUUCAAAGUGAGGGACCCAAGCUCACAUCCCAAAAAAUGACCGUUCAAUCUAACGUUGUUCCUAUUAAGUCAACUUUGUUCAAUCAAAUGGUUUUCUUUGUCACUUCUGUCAAUGACGCGAGGAAAGGUGAGCUUUGUAAACUCAUCACCUCGAAUGGAGGCAUAUUUAUUGAUGAUGAGAUCAAACUGUUUGUGACUAAAGAAGAAUCAGAGACAAAUCAUCUUUGUUUGACUCUGAGUAGGUUUGAGGGCCUAAAGUUUGGAGCUCUUCUUUCUGACGGCUAUUCUCGAAGUGCAAAAUAUCUUCAAGCAUUGGCUUUGGGCUGGCCCAUUUUAGCUGAUUCAUUUGUAGAUCAAGCUAUCGCAGAUCCAAAAGUUUUGAAUAACUGGUCCGUUUAUUUAUUGCCCGCGGGACAUUCCUUCCACAUUAAUGGCCUCAAGAGCAAUGAUGUCUAUAAGUUUCGUGAAAAGCUUUAUCGAGGGGAGGAUUUGAACAAGCAGCUAUCAAAUAAUUCCAGCUUACUCAUGGCUGAGUCAAUUAUUAUUCUCGAUAAGAAACAAGAUCAAAAGACACUUGAAAUGUGUGAAUUUAUUUUCCACGCAUUUGGUGCCAAGGCGAUGAAGUUCUGCAAAACAGUAAGCGCAAUUGAUACCGCCUUGAAGGAACUGGAGGGUCAGAAUGUGUUGGUCUAUGACAAUAGCAGCAACGAAUACGCCAAGAGAAUGUCUAAAAAUACAGCGAAGCGCUCGGAUCUCAUGGGCAAACCUAUUGGAAUUAUCGGUUGGGAGUGGUUAGUUCAGUGUGUUAUAAGCUGUUACAUUUGGCAACCGGAUUGCCAGGUUAACAUUUAA
Molecule: messenger RNA, 3375 nt
Organism: Clavispora lusitaniae ATCC 42720
Lineage: Eukaryota; Fungi; Ascomycota; Pichiomycetes; Serinales; Metschnikowiaceae
Gene: RAD9
Product: chromatin-binding protein
Biological process (GO): DNA damage checkpoint signaling; positive regulation of transcription by RNA polymerase II
Cellular component (GO): nucleus
Molecular function (GO): histone binding
Source: RefSeq, a predicted model, not a curated record